Rubroshorea leprosula is the source of this 3399-nucleotide messenger RNA. The record is from the annotation of a GenBank genome assembly. Lineage: Eukaryota; Viridiplantae; Streptophyta; Magnoliopsida; Malvales; Dipterocarpaceae.
AAGGUCAACAAAGCCUGCUCAGACAACCGAACUCAAAAAGAAAACCAGAGUUCUCGAAAUGGAAAUGGGUAAAAUCCUUGCCCGCCAGAUUCCUGAUGACCCCCUGAUUCCUUUGAUGAACAAGGAUGCACAGUUAGCUGUAGUGGUUGCAACUCGUAACUCCUCGGCCCUGAGUAAUGUGGUGAUCCCAACCAGACCAAGGGGAAGUGGGAGGUUAAACCCAGAACCCAGCUCAUCCAGGCAUAAUGAAGAAUUGCUAAAGAAAAAUGCUGAACUCAAAAGACAACUCAAAGACGUACAGAAAUCCAUUAACGAGCUAAAAAGCCCCAAGUCACAUCAGCAGACCCUUGACCUAGAUAGUGCCCCACUAAACCUAUCCAUCACAGCAGAACCGUAUCAAGAGGGAUUCAAAAUCCCCCACCUAGAGACAUAUGAUGGCUUAGGUGACCCAGAUGAGCACCUGCAUACCUAUCAGGCCAUCAUGAGAAUCCAAAAUGCCAAUGACGCCAUGAUGUGCAAAGUGUUCCCAGUGACACUGAAGUCAACGGCUAGAAGAUGGUAUCAUAAACUCCCCAAACACUCUAUAGACUCAUACUCCCAGCUCGCCAAGCUAUUCUCCAACAAGUUUGCAAGCCAAAGGGAGAUUAAACGUACAACGACUAAAUUGAUGCAGGUUCAUCAGAAAGAGGGAGAAUCUUUGAGGGACUACAUGCAACGAUUCAACAAAGCUACUUUGGACAUUGACAACGUCCCCGAUACCAUCUGCUUGUCUGCCUUGCUGCAUGGUCUGAAGCCUGGCCGGUUUCUAGACGACCUACUGGAGAAUCCACCUAAGUCAUGGAAUGAAGUAAAUGACAGGUCGGCAAGCUUCAUACUAUCCGAAGAUUUCCAAUCUUCCAAGAGACGAGCUGAUGAUAGGCAAGGUAAAGACUCCAAGCAACCUGAGGGCAGAGAUGAUAAGAAAAAACAGAAGAAGCCUUACGUUUGGCAACCUACCCAGACCCAUUUUGUGCAAGAGUACGGCCGAUCUCAAGUACAGGGACAUCAGCUCGGCAACAAUCCAAUUCCUUUCCAGACGAGGGGCCAGAGCGCCCGGGGCUAUAAGGCAUAUACCCGACAAGUGAUGACCGUUAACAAGAACAGGCCCUUGAAGCAGCCAUUUGAGGAAGUAGAGUGGGAGAACGUACCCAUUACGUUCAGCUCAGCAAAUUGUAAGCGGGCAGACGGAGAGCCCAAUGUUAUGAUGCCUCAUGCAGACCCUUUUGUGGCAACAAUCCAUAUAGGCAAUCAUAACGUCAACAAGGUCUUCAUUGAUACUGGUAGCUCACCGGAUAUCUUGUAUUGGAGCUGCUUUCAAAAGAUGCAGCUGAAUCCAAGCUCGUUACAAAAAUAUGAAGGGCCCAUCUAUGGGUUUAAUAAUCAACCCGUCCCAGUCGAGGGAGGGGUAGGAGUGCUAAAGGGGAACCAGAAGAUGGCCAAAGCCUGUUAUCAAGAUACUUUUAAGAAGGUCGAGCUCGCUGCAGCCCCGAGAGGCUCUUCUGAAAGUCACAGGCCAACUCAGCUCAGUCAGCAGACAAUGAGCAUAUCGGAUAUUGAGCAUCGACCUAAGGGUGUCAAGCAGAAGGUUGAGCCGGUAGAACCAGUGGAAGCAGUCCCUUUAAAACCUGAUGUGCCAGAAAGAACAGUUAAGAUCGGCACCAAGCUCACAGAAGAGGAGCGAGCAAAGCUUCUAGAGUUUUUGAGGGUUAACCAGGAUGUGUUUUCGUGGACAACGGAUGAAAUGCUGGGCAUCCCAACAGAGUUGAUAGUCUACAAGCUCAGCACGGACCCUACCAACAGGCCGGUGGUUCAGAAACGUCGCCUUUUUAGCCCUAAGAAGCAAGUUGCUAUAGAUGAAGAGAUACAAAAGCUACUACAGGCAGGCUUUAUAAGGAGAGUUGAAUACUCUAAGUGGGUGUCCAACCUUGUGCUCAUCAAAAAAUCAAAUGGCAAGUGGAAGAUGUGUAUUGAUUUCACCAACUUAAAUGAGGUGUGUCCGAAAGACCCUCAUCCCUUGCCAAAUGUUGAAAAGUUAGUAGAACGAGCCGCGGAACAUGAACGGAUGAGUUUUCUUGAUGCCAGCUCGAGUUAUCACCAGGCCAUUCAGCAGAUGGAGCCUCUUAAGACCGUAAAAGAUGUGCAGCGUCUGACAGAUUGUGUGGCCGCGUUGCACAAAUUCAUUGCCAGAUCGGUAAAAAGAUGCCUCCCGUUCUUUAAAGCCCUACGAGAGCCCAAGAACUUUCAAUGGACCGACGAAUGUCAACAAGCGUUUGACGAGCUCAAGCGAUAUUUGGCAUCAGCACCGUUGCUGUCCAAGCCUAUGGAGGGGGAGAGUUUAUACCUGUAUCUGGGGGUUACAGAGAAGGCGGUGAGCUCGAUUUUGCUCAGGGAAGAAAACAAGCAUCAAAAGCUUAUCUACUAUGUGAACAAGAUUGUUGUCUAUACCAAUCUGCCAUUAAGGAAGAUACUGCAGAGACCGAAACUCUCUGGUCGGCUUAUCGGGUGGAGUGUCGAGCUAAGUGAGUACGACCUCAAAUUUCAGCCGCGCACAACCAUAAAAGGCCAGGCUGUGGUAGACUUCUUGGUGGUGUGCCUCUCGGCGACGGUGGAAGAAAGGGCACACGAAUACCCAAUUUGGGUCUUGUAUGUGGACAAAGCUACUAAUAUUGAAGGAUCGGGUGCUGGGGUUGUGUUGGUGGGCCCAGAUGGCUUUAAAUCUGAGCAUGCAUUGAGGUUUAAGUUCCAGACAACGAAUAAUGCUGCAGAAUAUGAAGCCCUUGUUUAUGGUUUGAACUGUGAAAUCAGGGAUCCUCAGCUUGGUCAUUAUACCUCUGUGGUCAAUAGAUUGAAAUCAGAAUUUGUAUCUUUCCAAAUCGACAAGAUACCCAGAGUAGAUAACCAACGAGCUGACGAUCUAUCAAAGUUAGCAUCCUCACAAGAUAUCAACCCUCAAAGAUCAACAACUGUCGAGUACUUGCGAAGUGGCGAGCUGCCUGAAGAUCCGUCCACAGCAAAGUUGAUGAAACGCAAAGUGGCACGUUUCACACUGUUAGAUAAUCAGCUCUAUAAGCGAGUAGCAUCAAUGCCAUUACUACGCUACCUUACUCCUUAUGAAGCUGAAUACGCUGUAAAGGAAGUUCACGAAGGAGUAUGUGGCACACACAUAGGUGGUAGAACUUUAGCUCAGAAACUCCUGAGGCAUGGUUAUUACUGGCCUACUAUGGUCGAGGAUGCACAAAGCUAUGUCAAAAAGUGCUCGACCUGCCAGUUCAAUGCUGAUGAUAUUCACAUGCCAAGUAUCUGAGCUCGUCCUAAAGUUCGUGCAAACUUCAUGUUUGUCUAUAAACUGAGCAUAAGUAU